GUCCUCGUCGAGGCCCAUGGAAGCGAGCCUCAUGGACGACCUCGAGAGCCAAGCGCGGACGUCCUUGAGCCUCUUUAGCUUCGGCGACGUCGGCGAGUACACGCUGCUGUCGCAGUCGACCAACAGCGCGGCCAAGCUGCGCCUCGAAGAGCGCGUGGUCAAGCGGGGCGGCGAGACGACCUUGUACCUGGUGCGGUCGACGGUCUUUGUGGCCGCCGAGCUCCACGAGCUCCUUCCGAUCCUCAUCAACUCGGAGAAGACGGCCAUGAACGACGCGGUCCAGUUCUUCUUUGGCGGCAAACACCGCCAUUGCACCCAAGUGUUUCGGCAGAAGCGGGACACGGGCGUCGCGAGCCUCAAGCGCGUGAUUGCCGACCAGGGCACGAUCCUCAAGAGCCGCUGGCAGUGCUCGUUCCUCGACUUCGAAGGCACGCUCGUGCCCGACUGGCGCGACGACUACGCGGCGCAGCCCAAGCCCGACAUGUUUGUCCGCGUCAUGCAGUCCUCGUCGCUGCUCGAUGACCCACUCAUGCACCCACUGCCCGCGAAUACGAAGCUCAAGUCGAUCUCGCCGCGCGGCGUCAUGGUGCGCAAGGUCCCCAACCCGUCCUCGAACCCGUCCGACGCGCCGCUGGGUGUCGAGGUGCAGUUUGUUGUCUCGUUCCUCGAGACGGCGCUCAUCAACCUGCCGCGCCGGAGCCGAUACCAAAAGCUCGUCGCGCAGAUGGCCAAGCUCGAAGACGUGGUCGUGAGCCGCCGUCUAAGUCGGACGUUCCGCGACCGGAAGCUCAACCCGCUCCACCCGCAAAUCCAAAACUGGGUCGCCAACGACAACCGAACCACGUGCCACAUCUGCGACGCCAAAUUUCACUUUUCAAAGCGGCGCCACCACUGCCGGCUCUGCGGCGAGAUCGCCUGCGAUGCGUGCUCGCCCAAGAUGGAAGUCUGGCUCCCGUACAAGUCGGCGCCGACCGCCGUCCGCAUCUGCACCGACUGCGUCCACGCGCAGCAAGCCGACGACGACGACGACGUGGCCACCGCGACACUCGCCAAGUCGAAGAAUGUCUCGGUCUUUGAUACGAUCUACGACGCCAUGUACUGCAACAACCAGAGCUUCAAGGACCGCCCGGUCGAGCGCGACCUCCGGGGCACCGCGUCGUCGUCGCCGUCGUCCUCGAGCGAGCUUGGCGACGAUAUCGCAGAGAGCGUGUCGCUCCUCGACCUGAAUCUGCACCUCGCGCCGCCGCAGGACGAGACGGGAGAUGUGUGCAAGUGCUGCCGCGACCUCCUCGGUGCUGUCCGGUAUGGCUGUUCCAUGUGCACGGGUGUCGUCUGCGGCGCGUGCAAUCUCCAAGUGCACGGCAACGACGGCGUCGAGAACCUCUGCCGCAUCUGCGUCGGGAAGGACUCGGUCACGCAGCUCCUCACACGCUCGGACAAGGGUCUCCGCCACUCGAUCAACGUCGGCGGCUUGGACGGCCGCCGGCGCAGUAGCAGCAGCAACGCCGUGCUCUCGCAGUCGGCUCGUCCGCACCGGUCGCGUCUCUCGUCCGUCUUUUCCAACACGGACCCGUCCCGGCACCUCACGUCGUCGCCGCCCACGUCGUGGGUCAUCUCCUAGUCGCGCGCGUUUGUUUUCGUUUGUGUUUUAUUUAAUUUUCAACCAUUUGCGUUGCAUGCGGC
This is a messenger RNA of Saprolegnia parasitica CBS 223.65, 1683 nucleotides long. RefSeq lists its product as hypothetical. Bases 17 to 1621 code for a protein of 534 amino acids. The record is from RefSeq and is a predicted model, not a curated record. Gene Ontology annotation, molecular function: metal ion binding. Lineage: Eukaryota; Oomycota; Saprolegniomycetes; Saprolegniales; Saprolegniaceae. The transcript has a single exon.